Messenger RNA from Danio rerio (zebrafish), 2458 nucleotides. It is a transcript of the gene rgs14a, whose product is annotated as regulator of G protein signaling 14a. Gene Ontology annotation, cellular component: cytoplasm. Gene Ontology annotation, molecular function: GTPase regulator activity; GTPase activator activity. Gene Ontology annotation, biological process: signal transduction. Lineage: Eukaryota; Metazoa; Chordata; Actinopteri; Cypriniformes; Danionidae. The record is from RefSeq and is marked provisional.
GUGCGUCAGCUGAUUAUAUCACCUGUUUGAAUUUGAGGCGCGUCAAAAUCACGGGAUUAAGGUAAAUCUUACAGUUUCUGUGUUGUCCACUGUAUACAAUAUUAUUAUUGUUAUUAUGGUGGCGAUAAAAGCUAUAAGCCAAAGCUUCUGUCGGCUGGCCCGAGGAGCAUCUUUACAGAUCAAAUUCAACAAGAGCCGCGUGCUGAAGAUGCGUUCCAGCGAGUGUCAGACUCAGGCGGUUUCUGAUGGCGAACUAAACCUGAGGUUGUCCAGCUGUGGCAGCAGCUCUAGCCUAUCAGAGAGCUCCAGCAGGUCAGGUGGUUCGCAGGCGGCUGACGGUCCGGCCAGUCGUGUGGUCAGCUGGGCUGUCUGUUUCGAACACCUGCUUGAAGACCAUGUCGGAGUGCGGUACUUUACUGAGUUUCUCAGAUCUGAGGUCAGUGCUGAGAAUAUUCUCUUCUAUCAAGCCUGCGAGAAGUUCAAGAAAAUCCCCACGAGCCGACUAGAGGAGAUGAAGAAAGAGGCGCGUUUGAUCUACGACACGUUUCUGUCUGAAAGCUCUCUGCAUGCGGUGAAUAUCGACGAUACGGCGCAGACGGAGGAGCGUGAGCUGGAGAUGCCCACGCCUGACAUGUUUAAUAAAGCUCAGGCACAGAUCUUCAAGCUGAUGAAGAUGGACAGCUACACCAGGUUUGUUCGCUCUCCGCUCUACCAGAACUGCAUGCUGGCUUGUGUGGAGAGUCGUCCUCUGCCCAGCAUCGGGACCCCGGAGCCCAAGAGCAAGAUGUCCAAAAAGAGCGCAACGCCGCCCAGCAACAGAAAGAGCGUGGAGCUGAAAGUGCCCUCAUCAGACAGCAAGACCAGCCGGAAGAAGAGGUUAGAGAACAGAGGCUCAUGGGGAGCGGAUCAGUCAUUUGAGCGCAUGGCAGUAUCUCGUAAGGAGUCUCAGAUCUCGGUGAAGUCUAACAGCAGUCUGGAGUUGGUGUCUGGAUCCGGCAGAGCGGAGAACGGGCGCUGCAGUGUUGCCGUCUCGGAUCCCGAGGCCUUGAGUUCUGGAUCUCCAACAGCCGAUAAAUACUGCUGCGUAUACCUGCCGGACGGGACAGCCAGCCUGGUGUCAGCCAGAGCCGGUCUGAGCCUCAGAGACAUGAUCAGCAGCCUGUGUGAGAAAAGAGCCUUUCCUCUGCGGGACGUCCUGCUAUACCUGCGGGGAAAAGACAAGCCUCUGUCUCUGGAUCAGGACUGUUCAAUGUUUGGAGAUCAGCAGCUCAGCCUGGAGCUCAAAAUCACUUUUGCGCUGGAGAUAGCAUUUUUAGGAAGGACGAUCGGCAUCAUAGCGAAGUCCAGUAAGAGUGUUGGUGAAGCUCUGUCGUCCGUCCUGGAGAAGCAGCAGCUGCGGCCGCAGGAUGUGCAGCUCUCUCUGAGUGGCUCAAACGAUGCUCUGAACAUGAGCACCAGUGUGUUUCGUCUCGCCAACAAAACAGUGCGCUUGGACAGAGCUGCUCUGGAGAUUCAGACCUCUUCACCAUCAGCCAGAGCAAACAGCCGAGGCAGAAAACAUCAGGACGUGGACGGUCUGGUGGAGCUGCUGAAUCGAGCGCAGUGCAGUCGUGCUGAUGAUCAGCGUGGGUUACUCACUAAAGAGCAGCUGGAGAUCCCGCAGUUCCUGCAGCUGCCAGCAGGAGGAGCGGAGGACCAGGAGUGCGCACUAUAACACACACACACACAGACUGCAGGAGUGAAGCUUGACACUGCUUCAGCGUGUGUGAGUGAAGUGUUUGCCAGAGUAUACUUGUGUGUUUUGGUUUGUGUGUGUGUGUGUCUGCAUGUGAUAGUGAGUGUUUGUGUAAGGGUGUUGUGGAAGUAAGUGUGUUUCUGUGUGUGAAUGUGUGUGUUUGUGUGUGUGUAUGACAGUACAGAUUGUUAACCCUCAGAGUGUGUGUAUAUUGUGUAUAUUUCAGUACAGAGCUCUUGUAAAUGCACAGAUGAAUGAUGGAGGAUUGUCUUAAAGGGACAGUACACCCAAAAAUGAGUACUCAGUCAUCAUUUCCUCAGUUUCCUUCCUCUGUUGAAUGCAAAUGAAGAUAUUCUGCCAUUGACUUCAAUGGUAUUUUUGUUCUUGCUCUAAAAGUCAUCGACUUCUUUUUUCCAACAUUCUUCAAAAUAUCUUCUUUUGUGUUCAACAUGAAAUUCACAAGUGUUUACUUUUGUGAAAUUAUAAAAUUAAAAUUUUGCAUGAACUGCCCCUUUAAAUAAAUUAAAAACAAAGCAAAAACAGCUCAAACUACAUUUUCCCUGAUAAAAAAAGACUAUUUAUUUUCAUAUCAGGUUGUUGUUGUGUGCCAUAUGAAGUUUAGCUUGUAUUUUCCAGCACAUGUUUGAUUUGGAAACACAUUUGAGUGACUUUAUAUGGGGUGUUUUGCUCAGAGUGACUGAUUAAAGAGGCUGAUGUGGGGAA